AUGACUUCACUGUAUACUUGUGCUAUUACCGGUGAACCUGCUGAAGUGCCAGUGGUUUCUCCUGUCUCGGGAAGGAUUUUUGAAAAACGCGUAAUUAUCAAAUAUCUGAAUGAGAAUGGUGAAGAUCCAAUAACGCAUGAAAAAUUAAGUCCAGAUCAGUUAAUCGAGUUGAAAGGCGAGUCGGAGAGUGCAGUACCUAGGACUAUAGCUGGGACAUCAAUUCCAUCUCUGUUAAAACUUUUACAAGAUGAAUGGGAUGCUUGCAUGUUGAAUAGUUUCGUACUUCGCGAACAACUUCAAACAGCAAGACAAGAAUUGUCACAUACGCUUUAUCAACAUGACGCAGCUUGCCGAGUAAUUGCUAGGUUGUCAAAAGAGCUUAGCGCAGCUCGAGAAGCUUUAUCGACUUUGAAGCCUCAUGCAACGGUUGAGCCUGUGAAGUCAGGUGGUGAUGAAUCUGCAAUGGAGACUGAAGAAGAUACGCAGGGCAUCAGUGAAGCCGUGAUUAAGAAGCUCUCUGAAAAGGCGGCGAUGCUGACAGCUGCUCGUAAACAGCGUGGGAAAAGUGUUCCUGAGUCACUGGCCAAACCUGACGUUAUUAAAACAUUUGUUGAACAGAAAUGUCAUACUGGUAUACACAGUACAAGUGCACCAGCUGUAACUGCUCUUGACGUUCAAGGAGAUCUGGUACUGACAGGGGGAGCUGACAAAACUAUUGUUCUCUUUGAUAGCAAAAAAGAAGAAGUUCAAUCGACAUUUAAGGGUCAUCAGAAGAAAAUAUCAGCUGUUAUCCUCCAUCCAACGGAAAAAAUUUGCUUAUCUGCUUCGUAUGAUGCACAAGUACGUGUAUGGCCUACCGAAGGUGAUACAUGCAAAUAUGUCAUUAAUAGUCAUGACGGUCCUGUAACAGAUAUAUCACUUCAUGCUACAGGCGAUUACGUCCUUUCGGUUUCCAGUGAUUCAUUUUGGGCACUGUCUGAUAUUCAUGUUGGGAAAACUCUUUGCAAGGUACAAUCAGAGGAGAAGAGUAAUGUUGAGAUAUGUUGCGGUCAGUUCCAUCCUGAUGGUUUGAUAUUUGGUACAGGAACUGCAGAUGCUGUCGUCAAAAUUUGGGAUUUGAAGGAACAGGCAAAUGUUGCGAACUUCCCAGGACAUCAGGGCGAGGCAGUCGCAUUUUCCGAAAAUGGUUAUUAUCUUGCUACUGGGGCGGACGACGGUGAAGUAAAAUUGUGGGAUCUGAGGAAGCUUAAAAGUUUCAAAAGUAUUACUAUUAACGAGGGAAAAUAUGCUAUCUCUGAUAUUGUUUUUGACCAGUCUGGAAGUUACUUAGCUGUAGCUGCAGCCGACGUGGAAGUAAUUCAUGUGAGACCUUGGGUGGUACUUGCUACUUUUACCGAUCAUAAAGAAGCAGCCACUGCAGUACGCUUUGGAGCAAAUGCUAACAGUAUAUUCUCAACCGGUUUGGAUCGUUCGUUGCGUGUAUAUGCAGCACCAUCGUAA
Molecule: messenger RNA, 1500 nt
Organism: Enterobius vermicularis (human pinworm)
Lineage: Eukaryota; Metazoa; Nematoda; Chromadorea; Rhabditida; Oxyuridae
Source: the annotation of a GenBank genome assembly